AUGGGAAGAUGGUGGUUUAAUUCGACGGUGUUUAAGAAGGAGUUACAACGCGGGUAUGGGAUAAAGAAAUUAAUGGACAAUCUUAGUCCUUUUGAAAAUACUAGUGAAAGUGAAGAUCUGCAUCCAAAAGGUAGGGCUAAAAACAUUCAUAGUUGGAGGGGUCGUGGAAAUUCUAGUUACAGUGAUGUUGGUCGUUUAUUUGGUAUCAAAGACAUUCGGAAUUUCAUCUCUGAUGAUACUUUUUUAGUUAGGGAUAGUAAUGGAGAUAGUUAUUCUAUCUAUUUUGAUAUAGAAAAUCAGAUUUUUGAGAUUGACAGCGAUCAUUCUUUUCUGAAUGAACUAGAAAGUUAUUUUUGUAGUUAUCGCAAUUCUAGUUAUAUGAAUAAUGGAUCUGGCUCUCCUAAUGAAGAUUCCUUAUACAAUCGUUACAUGUAUGAUACUCAAUCUAGUUGGAAUAAUCACAUUACUAGUUGCAUUGACAGUUAUCUUCAGUCUCAAAUCUGUAUUGAUACGUCCAUUGUAAGUGAUAGUAGUGACGGUUACAUUUCUAGGUGCAUUUUUGAUAAACGUAAAACUAAUAGUGAAGGCGGGGGGUCCAGUAUACCAACCCGCGCUAAGAACAGUGAUUUAACUCUAAGAGAAAGGUCUAGUGAUCUUGAUGCAACUCAAAAAUACAGGCAUUUGUGGGUUCAAUGCGAAAAUUGUUAUGGAUUAAAUUAUAAGAAAUUUUUGCAAUCAAAAAUGAAUAUUUGUGAACAGUGUGGAUACCAUUUGAAAAUAAGUAGUUCAGAAAGAAUCGAAGUUUCGAUCGAUCCCGGUACUUGGGACCCUAUGGAUGAAGACAUGGUCUCUCUGGAUCCCAUUGGAUUUCAUUCGGAGGAGGAGCCUUAUAAAGAUCGGAUUGAUUCUUAUCAAAGAAAGACAGGAUUAACUGAGGCUGUUCAAACAGGCAUAGGUCAACUAAAUGGUAUUCCUGUAGCAAUUGGGGUUAUGGAUUUUCAGUUUAUGGGGGGUAGUAUGGGAUCCGUAGUCGGGGAGAAAAUCACCCGCUUGAUUGAGUACGCUACCAAUCAAUUUCUACCUCUUAUUAUAGUGUGCGCUUCGGGGGGAGCGCGCAUGCAAGAAGGGAGUUUGAGCCUAAUGCAAAUGGCUAAAAUAUCGUCUGCUUUAUAUGAUUAUCAAUCAAAUAAAAAGUUAUUGUAUGUAUCAAUCCUUACAUCUCCUACUACUGGUGGGGUAACAGCCAGUUUUGGUAUGUUGGGAGAUAUUAUUAUUGCCGAACCAAACUCCUACAUUGCAUUUGCGGGUAAAAGAGUAAUUGAACAAACAUUGAAUAAAACAGUACCCGAAGGUUCACAAGCGGCUGAAUAUUUAUUCCAGAAGGGCUUAUUCGACCUAAUCGUACCGCGUAAUCUUUUGAAAAGUGUUCUGAGUGAGUUAUUUAAGCUCCACGCCUUCUUUCCUUUGAAUUCCAAUUCAAUCAAGUAG
Messenger RNA from Salvia miltiorrhiza (redroot sage), 1488 nucleotides. The record is from the annotation of a RefSeq genome assembly. NCBI's taxonomy places the organism in Eukaryota, Viridiplantae, Streptophyta, Magnoliopsida, Lamiales, Lamiaceae.